AUGGAGACACACGGCGUCAUUGGCCCUCCGCGGGAGUUCAGCCACACCUACUCGUACCAAACUGCGGACAGCUACUGCGUGGCGAUACAGCUGAGACCGCCCUAUGAAGGAGGCGGUGGCACGCGGCAGAUUCACAAGAUCACCAGCGAGUGGGAUAGUCGAAAAGGUGUGGAUGACCUGACCCCGAAUGACAUGAUGAUCAAGUUCACCGAGCGCAGCAUUGAGGUUUGCAAGCGCGGUGGAAGCUCCGCGUGGCACAUGAUCCGCGGCUUGCACGGGCCCACACUUCAGCAGCUCAACAAGGAGAAGUGCUACUGGACCAUGACAAAGCACGGGGGUCGCUACUGGCUCAUCUCCAUCGAGCUGGUGAAGAAGACGCCUGGCAAGCUGUGGAGCAGGCUCAUGCGUGAUGAGCGCGAAGCCAACCGGCCGAGCAUGAAGUGGGACAAGGACAUGCAGAAGACCCCGAUGAUCAUGGACAAGAGUGGGAAGUUUACGCCCUCCACGUACUGCAACCCCACUUGCAAGCCGAAGUACGAGACUGAGGAGGCUGACCUCGACGACGUCCUCAUCGAGGAGCUGGAGAUGCUGGAGGACGCCCCGAAGGAGGCCAAGAAGUGGAAGAUGCAGGACCUUUGCGACUUGCGCUUCGGAAUGGAGGAGUCCACCCUGUCCAUGCUGGUUCAGGUGCCUCUUGAGCCUGCACUCUGGCGGGAGAUGCAGCGCGAGGAAGGCAGCUCGGAGCUCUUCGCGCUGGAUAUUCCCUUCGGAGGCCAGCAAGUCAAGUUCUGGCUGAAGAGUGAUCCAGAAUCCCCGAUCCUGCAGGGAAAGUUGGGUGGAUGCGUGUGGAGACGAGGCUGCAGGUGGCACGUCGAGCAGAAGAGAGGCCGACCGCUACUGGAGCUCUACAUGCCGAAGCAAACGCCAGAGCCCUGGUCUUUUGUCGUAGAGGGCUACCACAACCUCAGUCGCACUGCAUACGAUCCGUACCAGCAGAUGAUUUUGGAUGGGUUGUGGGACGACGAAGCGAUUGAAGAGAAGGCCAAGGGAGAUGCGUACUUCAGAGAAGGCCAGUACAGGGCCGCUGCGAAGUGCUACGAUCGCACCUUGGAGCGCAACCCUGACAGCUACAUCACCCUCACAAACCGGGCUGCUGCUCGUCUGGCCUUUGAGACAGAGAAGUUCAAGUUGGAAGAGAUCCUGGAGGACGCGCAGAGGGCACUGGAGAUCAACCCCACUUGGCACAAGGCCAAGUUUCGAGAAGGCAUCAUACUGAGCAAGCUCCACCGCUACGAAGAGGCGCUCUGGGCGCUGCAGGAGGGACAGCGCAUGGACCGGACAAACCACACAGGUUGGGAGGAAGAGAUCAACACGGUGAAAGAGGAGCGAGUUACCUGGCACAACAGGAAAAAGAAGACGUAUCUCAAUGACGUGGAGUGA
This is a messenger RNA of Symbiodinium natans, 1440 nucleotides long. The record is from the annotation of a GenBank genome assembly. Lineage: Eukaryota; Dinophyceae; Suessiales; Symbiodiniaceae.